AGUUGUGGAAGUCUGAACAAAGACUCAUAUAGAGAGCAAAAGUACGGGUUGGAAAUUCAAUAAAGCGUCAAGGACGAGAGAGAGAGAGAGAGAGAACCAGACAAACAUAGUAAAAAGGGCAAAAGAAGGGACAAGAAGAGGAGACUGUGUGUGUAGUACGUGUCCUGCCCUGUUCUGUGUGUGUGUGUGUGUGUGUGUGUGUGUGUGUGUGUGUGUGUGUGUGUGUGAGAAAGUGAAUGAGUCUACGCUUGAUGCCACACCUCCCUCUCUACACACCAGCACUGGAGAGAGAGAGAGACGGAGAGAAGGAGAGAGAAGGAAGGACGAGAGAGAGACUGUAACUACGUCUGAGUGGAAUUACAGAUUGCUGGACGUCCCGUCUCUCUCUCUCUCUCUCACACACACACACACACACACACACCCAGAGGCAGAUGUGAUGAUUGACUGACAGUGACGAAGAGCUGCAGCCAUGUCGUUCUUUGGCCUUGACUGUGUGAAAAAAAAAGAGAAAGAGACGGAGAGGAAGAUUCGGGCGAAUGACAGGGAACACAACCUCUCCUUCAGAUACGCUACUAACGGGAUCAAGACCUCAAAGUACAAUGUGCUGACCUUCCUCCCCCUCAACUUGUUCGAGCAGUUCCAGAGGAUCGCCAACGCCUACUUCCUCUGCCUGCUGGUCCUCCAGGUGAUUCCUGCUAUCUCUUCUCUCUCGUGGUUCACCACAGUUGUGCCCCUCGCUCUGGUGCUGACUGUAACUGCUGUCAAAGAUGCAAUAGACGAUAUACAUCGGCACAAGAGCGACCGGCAGGUGAACAACCGCAAAGCAGAGGUGCUGAUCAAUGGAGAGCUUAAAAGUGAGAAAUGGAUGAAUAUUCAAGUGGGUGACAUCAUCAGACUGGAGAACAACCAGUUUGUCACAGCGGAUCUCCUCCUCUUGUCUAGCAGUGAGCCCAUGAACUUGGUUUACAUUGAGACUGCUGAGCUGGAUGGCGAGACCAAUCUGAAGGUGAAGCAGGCUCUGACAGUAACAGGAGAAAUGGGAGGGAGUGUCGAGGCCUUGGCUGCAUUUAAAGGAGAGGUCAGCUGUGAACCCCCCAAUAACCGCUUGGACAGUUUCUCUGGGACGUUGGUGUGGAAGGGACACAAACAUCCGCUGGACAAUCAGUGUGUGCUGCUGAGGGGCUGCACUCUCCGAAACACGGCCUGGUGCUUCGGCAUGGUGCUGUUCGCUGGUCCUGACACUAAGCUGAUGCAGAAUUGUGGGAAGUCCAGUUUCAAGAGGACCAGCAUUGACCGCCUGAUGAAUGUCCUCGUGCUGUUUAUCUUUGGGUUCUUGGUGUUGAUGUGUGUGAUCCUGGCGGUGGGUCACGGGAUCUGGGAGCACUACGAGGCCAGUUACACCCCCUACAUACCCCGAGCGGAGAAGGUGGGCGCCGCCUUUUCCGCCUUCCUCACCUUCUGGUCCUACAUCAUCAUCCUUAACACUGUGGUACCCAUAUCACUCUACGUCAGUAUGGAGGUGAUCCGUCUGGGGAACAGUUACUACAUUAACUGGGACAGACUGAUGUAUCACGAGCGCAGCGACACGCCGGCCGAGGCUCGCACCACCACGCUGAACGAAGAACUCGGACAGAUCAACUACAUCUUCUCUGACAAGACCGGCACACUCACACAGAAUAUCAUGAACUUCACCAAGUGUUCCAUCGGGGGCAAGACUUACGGAGAUGUGAUUGACCAUUACACGGGUCAGAGACUAGAGAUCUCAGAGGACACACUCCCUGUGGAUUUCUCCUUUAACGAUCUCGCUGACCCAAAGUUCCAGUUCUAUGAUGCUUCUCUCCUGGAGGCAGUGAAGCUCGGCACUCCACAAGUCUGCAGUUUCUUCAGACUGCUCGCUCUGUGCCACACUGUCAUGCCUGAUGAGACCAACAACGAGCUGGUAUAUCAGGCUCAGUCUCCAGAUGAGGGCGCUCUGGUGACGGCAGCCCGUAAUUUUGGCUUCGUGUUCCGCUCACGCUCUCCGGAGUCGCUGUAUGUGGUGGAGCUGGGUGAAGCGCGCUGCUACGAGCUGCUCGCCAUUCUGGACUUCAACAACGUCCGCAAGAGGAUGUCCGUCAUCGUGCGGAGUCCAGAGGGUCAGCUCUCACUCUACUGUAAAGGAGCAGACACCAUCGUUUAUGAGCGACUGGACAAAUCCUGCAGCAAACUGAUGGAGGUCACUACAGAACACCUGAACGAAUUUGCUGGGGAGGGUCUGCGCACACUGGUCUUGGCCUAUAAGGAUCUGGAUGAACAGUAUUUCUCUGAGUGGAAACAGCGCCACCAUGAGGCGAGCACCUCGCUUGAUCAACGGGAAGAAAAGCUUAAUGACCUGUAUGAGGAGAUUGAACGAGACCUGCAGUUACUGGGAGCCUCAGCGAUAGAGGACAAGCUCCAGGACGGUGUGGCACAGACCAUCGAGCAGCUGACCAAAGCUGACAUCAAGGUCUGGGUGCUGACCGGAGACAAGCAAGAAACCGCAGAGAACAUCGGCUACUCCUGUAACCUGCUGCGAGAGGAGAUGACCGACGUCUUCAUCAUCUCUGCAAACUCGCAUGAGGAAGUGAGGAGGGAACUCAGAGAAGCGCGGCUGAAGAUCCGUCCAGACUCGGGUGAGGAAGCAUCUUUUAUCUCAGAUAGCAUUCUGGGUAACGAGCCGAAGGUGGUGCAUGACGAGAACGUGAGUGGUGAUUAUGGCCUGGUCAUCAACGGUCACAGCCUGGCGUAUGCUCUGGAGCACAGUUUGGAGUUGGAGUUCCUGCGUACGGCCUGCAUGUGUAAGACGGUCAUCUGCUGUCGGGUCACUCCUCUUCAGAAGGCUCGGGUGGUGGAGCUGGUUAAGAAAUACAAGCAGGCGGUCACUCUGGCUAUAGGAGACGGCGCUAAUGAUGUCAGCAUGAUUAAGGCGGCUCAUAUCGGAGUGGGGAUCAGUGGACAGGAGGGCAUGCAGGCCGUUCUCUCCAGCGAUUUCUCCUUCGCUCAGUUCCGUUACCUGCAGCGCCUCCUGCUGGUACAUGGCCGCUGGUCCUACCUGCGCAUGAGCAAGUUCCUACGUUACUUCUUUUACAAGAACUUCACCUUCACCUUUGUCCACUUCUGGUAUGCCUUUUUCUGCGGGUUCUCCGCCCAGACGGUGUAUGACCAGGCCUUCAUUGCUCUCUAUAACCUGAUGUACACGGCACUCCCGGUGCUGGGUAUGGGCCUUUUCGACCAGGAUGUGAACGACAGUUGGGGUCUGGAGUACCCACAGCUUUAUGGACCGGGUCAGCUGAGUGUGUACUUUAACAAGGGAACUUUUGUGAAGUGUGCGCUCCACAGCUGCUACAGCUCCCUGGUGCUGUUCUUCGUGCCCUACCUCACCCUCCAUGACACUGCUGACUACCAGUCCUUCGCCCUGCUCACGCAGACCUGCCUCAUCAUCACCGUGUGUGUUCAGCUGGGACUGGACCUGGCGUACUGGACAGCAGUCAAUCACCUGUUUGUCUGGGGGAGUUUAGGCAUGUAUUUCCUCGUCACCUUCGCUAUGCAGAGUGACGGACUGCACCAAGUCCAGCCGGGAUCCUUCACCUUCGUAGGCACUGCCCGUAACACUCUGGAUCAUCUCAGUGUUUGGUUUGCGAUUGUCCUGACGGUGGUGUUGUGUGUGCUGCCAGUGGUCAUUCACCGCUUCCUGCACAGCCAAAUCAGUCCCACUAUCAAUGACAAGGUGAGGUUCAUGGUGCACCAGAUGAAGGCUCAGCCUCCUCCUCCUCGCCGCCGCACCAGGAUCCGCCGCUCCAGCACUCGCCGCUCGGGCUACGCUUUCUCUCACACUCAGGGCUAUGGCGACCUCGUCACCUCCAAACGGUUCCUACGUCGACAGGCCCCGCCCCGAGCCCCCGGGUUCACGCCCACAAUCCGCACGGCCCGGUUCAGCCCGACCGGGAAACAGCAGAACUCUAAACAGGAGGUGGAACCCACGCAGCUCCAGAACUAUCGUGUUGUAAAAGACUCUGCAUUCUAGAAGUGGGGCUUUGAGAUGGACAUGAAGACCAAAAAUUAGAAGUGGGUUCUAACGUAGAAACAUCAGUGACCACGAGGCAUGAGCUCUAGAACAAACUUCAAAGCGGCUUGAUACGGGUCUGAAAAGCAACAUUUGGUGCUUGCUGUAGAGAUUAGAAAUGCUAUUGGAGGUUCUAGAACUCUAAGGAGACAGCCAGUACUCCACCUGAUCAGGAUAUUGUCUAAGUGAAGGACAUUGUUCAGGAACCAUAUGAGAUAUCACUUACAGAAUCUAAAGGAGGUUUAAAGCAGGUUUAAAGCAAAUUUAAAGCAGAUUCUGACACUGCGCUAUCCAAAACUCCCAUUUUUAGAGGCGGGGCCUAAAUGACACAAAGAACCCAAAAUUAGCACCAGGUUCAAAACCCAACACUGAUGGCGAGAUUCUUAUUAAAUCAGGAGCACUUCAAGAGUGCAAAUUUAGUCCAGGUUCUAAUACCAAUGUUAGAAGUCGGUUUUAAAACCAAUAAACUUUUCCAGAAAAGUUCUAGAUCCAGAUUUAGGUGCAAAAAGAGAAUCUGGGAUCCGCUUGAGGAUCCGGAGUCCGAGUCAUCACCGUGAUCUAGAAGAAACAGGCUGGACUUCACGUUUCCUUUCGCAGCAUUUUGGCAGCAGGGUUUCUGGAGCAGUGUUUACAUAGUUCUGCUGCUCUACAGAACAGAACCCAGAACAGGAUGCCCACACACACACACACACUCACACUAAAGAGCAGCGAAUGUUAGCGAAAUGUACGAAAACCUAGCACCAUGUUCCUAUUCUAACUGUGUGCCUCUGAUAUAUAUGUAUGAAUAUUUAUGCAUUAUUUUACAUUCCAUUAUAUCACUGACCGUUACACAAUAUCGCCUACAUGUAUGAAUAUGUAUGUGGCUUUUUAUCACACACACACACACACACACACACACACACACACUGCACUACCAGGUUUCACACUUUCCUCAGAACCAAAGAACAUGUCCGGUAGCAGUAGCAGUGUUUCACUUCCUGAAGGAUUGAACAUCAAGGGUAGAACAAGCGUCUCGUAAUCAUCGGUCAGUCAUGGGCGUGUCCCUAAUCACACACCCUGUGAAGGUCAGAUCACACAUAGUGGGUGUGUCCCAAACGGCUGCAGGUGUGGCACAGAGGUGUGACCUGUUUCUGCUGCUCUGAUCAACACUGCAGUGCACUGUGGUAUUUCAUCAGCACAGCUGGACAUGUGCUGGGGUCAACAGGGCAAAUUCACAUUGGGGGGGGGGGGUCACCAACGUUUACAUGUCACAUGACACCAGACCUGAGACCUUUAGUCAUAAAACAGGUGUGUUUUACAUGACUCCAGAAAAGCACUGCUUACUUUAGUGACCAAGAAGUGCCUUGUGUGUGUGUGUGUGUGUUUUGUAUUAAGAGUAUUUCCUACAUGAGCUCGUCCCUGACUACAUCACCACUGCCAUUUUUUUUACCACUGCCACUUUAAGUGUAAAUCUGAAGCCUGUGGAACUGGAAGUGUCCAGGAGUGUCCCUUGUCCUGUAACCUUGUGUCUCUGGGUUAAGAGCAGAAGAGCUCAGGGGCUUGACAGUAACACGUCAAUCACACACAAAGAAGCUUGCUCUUCAUUUGACUCCGGGUUUAACAACAAUCGCUAAGCUAGUCAGCUCCCUGAAUACAGCACUGUGACGCAGCAGGUUAGUUAACACCGGGUAAACUGUUAAAACAUCACUAAACUAGCGUGGUCACGUGAUCGGCAUUGUGACCGGUCUGUCUAAGAGGACGCACACCGAAGUGAAAUAGCAAUGUUCAAACUAUCGUACUGAACCGUCGCGCAUCAUGCUUUCAUUUAAUGCUAACUAAAGUGCUUUAUCAUGCUAACAACGUUCCCAUGACGUUUGUGUCUAAUUAGAAACGUGUACAAAACCCUCCAUCACCAUGCCACUGAGAACAUUAUUAAACACUCAGAGUGUGUGUGAAUGUGUGUGUGUAAUCUAUUAUACACCCCUCCCCUCCCCCCUUGUUAAUCAAAGGUGAUCCACCUGAAUAACGUGUGACGACUUCAUGGGCAAACUUUUUACGUUGAUAUAUUUUUAUUACAGAUGUUUGUAUGAAUAAAAGCAGCUUUUUAUAUCCAGAG
Messenger RNA from Hemibagrus wyckioides, 6176 nucleotides. RefSeq names its product ATPase phospholipid transporting 8B5a (gene atp8b5a). The record is from RefSeq and is a predicted model, not a curated record. Gene Ontology annotation, biological process: Golgi organization; phospholipid translocation. The transcript has 28 exons. Gene Ontology annotation, molecular function: magnesium ion binding; ATP hydrolysis activity; ATP binding. The coding region runs from base 470 to 4042 and encodes 1190 amino acids. Gene Ontology annotation, cellular component: plasma membrane. NCBI's taxonomy places the organism in Eukaryota, Metazoa, Chordata, Actinopteri, Siluriformes, Bagridae.